AUGUCUUCUUGUCAGGGUCUGGCGAAAGACGAUGUCGACUUCGACUCAACAUGGAACACUUUAUCUACCGCUUUCCACGAGAUUUUCGCCAAAAACGCCUCCAAACUCUCGUUCGAAGAACUCUUCCGCAAUGCAUACAAACUAGUCUUGAAGAAAAAGCAGGAUAUGCUGUACGACAGGGUCGCGGAGUUGAUAUCGUUAUGGCUGUGGAACAAUGUGCGAACGAAGAUACACAGUCUGGUAACACCUGCGCUCCUAGCAGAUCGCAUGGACAAACACGCCGCCAUAUCGGAAGAGAGCAGAGUCGCUGGUGAGAGGUAUAUUAGAGCUCUCAAGGAUGCCUUUGCCGACCAUCAACUUUGCAUGGGGAUGAUCACCGACGUUCUGAUGUACAUGCCGACGCAGGACCGCAUGUAUGCCCAAGAUAAGAAGAGACCACCAAUUUUUUCCGCCUCAAUGACGCUGUUUCGAAUGAGGGUUCUGGAGAGUACUUUGGAAACUGAACCGCCACUGACUGUCCUCGGUCUAUUGAACACUGUUCUACUUGAUAUGAUCAAGUCUGAACGCAAAGGUGAAAUCAUUGAUCGACCGUUGGUUCGUGCUUGUUGCUACAUGUUGGAGGGCGUCUACGACUCGUACAGGGAUGAAGAAUCCAGCAAACUAUACCUCACGUCAUUCGAGCCUCUGUUCCUGCAAGCGAGUCGAGAGUUCUAUACGACCGAAGGCCAAACUUUGUUGGUCGAGGCCGACGCAAGUUCGUUUUGCACCCACGCAAGGAAACGUUUGGCCGAAGAACAAGAGCGUUGCCAGCAGACCAUCUCCCAACUUACAGAACAUAAAAUCAAAGCUGUCGUGGAAACGGAGCUCAUUUCUGCUCAUAUUCGCGAAGUCAUCAACAUGGAGGGCACUGGGGUGCAGAGCAUGCUGGACAAUGACAAAAUUCAAGAUCUUGCCAAUGUGUACGAACUCGUUAGCAGAGUGGACCCGCGGAAGACUGCGCUGAAGGAUGUGGUCAAGAAGCGAGUGAUAGAGCUCGGCACGGACAUCAACAAGGUUGCAAAUGUCAUUGGUGAAGCCGCACCCGCAGCGAAGGCCACACAGAAAGCCGGUGCUGACAGCAAAGGCAUCCAACAGGAGAAGGCGCUGAAUCAACAGACCCAUGCCGCCAUCAUGUGGGUAGAUCAGGUUCUCAUGCUGCAGGCAAAGUUUGACAAAAUCUGGAAAGAAGCAUUCCAGAAAGAUACAAUCCUAGAGAAAGCCCUACAGAACUCAUUCCAGGAUUUCAUCAAUAUCAACGACCGAAGCGCAGAACAUCUAUCUCUUUUCCUUGAUGAAUAUCUGAAACGGGGUGGAAAGGACAAGAGUGACAAGGAGGUGGACAUAGUCCUCGAAGACGGCAUUUUACUUUUGCAAUAUCUUGCGAACAAGGACACUUUCGAGACAUACUAUAAGAGGCACAUGGCGAAGCGUCUCCUGAUGAAGAAAUCAGUCAGUCGAGAAAUGGAACGCGAGAUGCUCUCGAAGAUGAAGAUGAAAAUUGGGAACCAGUUCACCCAGAAGCUGGAAGGUCUCAUUAGAGAUACGGAGACGUCAGAUGAUCUCAACAUCAAAUACAAGAAAUAUGUUGACAAGCUCGGCGACCGCGAUCCCAAACGUGUGGAGCUGGAAUGCAGAGUCUUGACCACGACUAUUUGGCCCUUCGAAACGCUCAGCAAGCCCGAUGAAAACGCUGCCAAGACCGAAUGCAAGUUUCCAGCUCCGGUUGAACAGGUGCGACAGAGAUUUGAGAGAUUCUACCUUGAUAGGCAUACAGGGAGAAAGUUGACCUGGAUGCCCGGUCUCGGUGAUGCCGACAUGAGAGCUACAUUCACGAACGGUGGGAAAACGCGGCGAUACGAACUCAAUGUUUCGACCUAUGCAAUGAUUAUUCUCAUGCUCUUCAACGAUCUCGCACCAGGGGAAUGUUAUACCUUUGAGCAAAUUAUGGCUGAAACCAAUAUUCCCAAGCCUGAGCUCGUCCGGAACCUCCAGUCACUAUCGUUGGUGAGUAAAUGGAGGGUUCUUCGCAAAGAGCCCAUGACGAAAGACAUCAAGCCAUCAGACAAAUUUUACUUCAAUGAAGAUUUCACCAGCCAGUUUCUCAAGAUCAAAGUGAGCGUGGUCGCGGGAGGCGGCGCUAACCGGGUCGAGAGCUCGGAAGAACGUCGUGCGACUCAGAAGCGGACAGAAGAGGAGCGCGGGAUUGUCAUCGACGCUGCGAUUGUUCGGAUCAUGAAGUCGCGCAAGACUGUGACGCAUGCACAGCUGAUGACGGAGACUCUGGCACAGGUCUCGUCUCGUUUCCAGCCCGAUGUCAAUAUGAUUAAGAAGAAGAUUGAAUCGCUGAUAGAGAAGGAGUACAUGGAGAGGGGUCCUGACCCAGCAAAACCUUCCUACAUCUACCUGGCUUGA
This is a messenger RNA of Fonsecaea nubica, 2451 nucleotides long. RefSeq lists its product as hypothetical. Gene Ontology annotation, cellular component: Cul3-RING ubiquitin ligase complex. NCBI's taxonomy places the organism in Eukaryota, Fungi, Ascomycota, Eurotiomycetes, Chaetothyriales, Herpotrichiellaceae. The transcript has 2 exons. The coding region runs from base 1 to 2451 and encodes 816 amino acids. Gene Ontology annotation, biological process: protein ubiquitination; ubiquitin-dependent protein catabolic process. Gene Ontology annotation, molecular function: ubiquitin protein ligase binding. The record is from RefSeq and is a predicted model, not a curated record.